Messenger RNA from Cylicostephanus goldi, 540 nucleotides. The record is from the annotation of a GenBank genome assembly. Lineage: Eukaryota; Metazoa; Nematoda; Chromadorea; Rhabditida; Strongylidae.
UUCCUUUGUGGUGUAGGAGUCAUGGCCCGGCAUUUCGACUUUGAUUCCAUCAUCAAAGAUCCAGAGUUUGAAGCAAAAAUAUUCCCUGCGCAUCUCGUACGGCCAGAUCUUUCAUUGGGAACCGACGAUUUAGAUCUGCAUGAUUCUGAGAAACCACGGCGGAUACGUGAUAACGUCUUCGAUGUGCUUUUCUUUUUCUCCAGCAGUAAUGUGCCCAGUAUGCGAUUCAAAGCAUUUGUUGCACUCGGUCAUCUCUGCGCUCGAUAUCCUGAGUAUCUGAUGUGUCGAGGUGUAAAGAAUAUGUACCAUGUACUGCUAAGUUCCGAUGAUCCCAACUUUACCGAAAUGCGACUGCAAGCUCUCCAGAAUCUGGAGGAGUUUCUCAAAUCGGAAGAGUUGAAGUUGAUCAAAGGAGAUCAGAUUUGGGAAAGGAAAAGAGCAAGAGAAUCUCAAAGAGAUGGACCAAGCUGGAUCGGGUCUGGGAUCGACUGUGAUCCAAAUUUAUUGGCAGGCUGUUUUACAAGGAUACUUUUCGAGUAA